Molecule: messenger RNA, 2104 nt
Organism: Pectinophora gossypiella (pink bollworm)
Lineage: Eukaryota; Metazoa; Arthropoda; Insecta; Lepidoptera; Gelechiidae
Gene: SamDC
Product: S-adenosylmethionine decarboxylase proenzyme
Exons: 9
Coding region: 228-1280 (350 amino acids)
Biological process (GO): spermine biosynthetic process; spermidine biosynthetic process
Cellular component (GO): cytosol
Molecular function (GO): adenosylmethionine decarboxylase activity
Source: RefSeq, a predicted model, not a curated record
AUUGCGGUCGUCCAUCAAGAGCGGAACGCGCCGGCUCGCUCGCUCUGUAGAAAGAGAAGCCUCACUUCUCUCUUCUUUCACCUGAAUUUUGCCAAUAACUUUGUUUCACUCUUUCAGUCAGUCAGUCAAUUUCCGACUUUUGAACGUUGCGGUCGUGAGUAAAGCUCGUGGUGGAAAAUUCAAAGAAUCUUAUAUUUUCUCACAAUAAGAAUAACGUAAAUAUCGCCAUGGCUGAAACGGAAAUAAUAUCUAAUAGUGAAAAUAACGACAUAUUUUUCGAGGGUGUUGAGAAGCUGAUUGAAAUUUGGUUUACACCGGAAAAAAAUGCGGACCUCAGAAAAAUUACUCGCAAACAAUGGGAGAAUGUAUUGAAGAUAGUCCGCUGUGAAAUCAUCUCUUUCACACAGAGCGAGCAAGUUGAUGCGUAUGUACUUAGCGAGAGCAGCAUGUUCGUGUCCCGACGCCGCUGGAUCCUGAAGACGUGCGGCACCACGACGCCGCUGCGCUGCGUGCGCGCAGUGCUCGCGCUGGCGCGCGAGGUGGCGGGCCACGCGCGCGUGCACAACGUGUUCUACUCACGCCGGGAGUUCGCGCGACCGCACGCGCAGCUGCAGCCGCACGACAACUUUGAUUCCGAGGUGGAGUUGCUGGACUCUUUCUUCGGAGACGGGCGCGCGUACAUAAUGGGCCCGGAGAAGGAUUGCUGGUAUCUCUACACGCUGUUGCCGCUCGAAGGUACGGUGGACGCUCUAGAGAAGGAGCAGCACGAGGUGCACGUGUGCUCGGUGUCGGAGCCCGACCAGACCAUCGAGAUCCUCAUGUCCGACCUCGACCCCGAGGUCAUGGACAUCUUCACGCGCGCCAACUCCGACACCGCCGCUGAAGCUACCCGGGAGUCGGGCAUAGAUAAAAUAAUCCCAGGGAUGGUCAUAGACGAUUUCCUGUUCGACCCAUGCGGCUAUUCCAUGAACGGGGUCGCUAAAGAUGGCUGCUACAUGACGAUCCACAUCACCCCGGAGCGCUCGUGCUCGUACGUGUCGUUCGAGUCGAACGUGCCGGUCGCCAGCUACGAUGACGUCAUCGCGCGCGUGCUGCGCGCCUUCCGCCCCGGGAAGUUCGUGCUCACCGUCUUCGCUACACCGGACUCCCCGGGGGCGGAGGCUCCGCGGCAGCUGAAGCAGUUCUCGUCGCUGUGCGGCUUCGACCAGAAGGAUGCACAGUACUGCCGCUUCUCUGGCUACGAGCUGCACUACGCGCUCUACGCCAAAUUCCCUAGCUGAGGGCGCGCAAGCCUUCGAACGUGGGCGCCGUCCCGCCGCGGCGCGCGCGGGCGGCGCGAGCUGUCGGAGCUGUGCCCCGGGCCGCUGCUGCGGCGGCUGCUGCGCCUGCUGCGCGCGCUGUGCGCCGCGCCCGCGCCGCCCGCGCCCCCCGCGCCCCCCGCGCCGCGGUGAGCGCGCCGCCGCCUCCGCCGGGCCGGACCGGCCCGCGACGGCUCGCCGAUCACCCUCCGAUACAAAUUUUAAUCUCGUCGACGACGAUCUCGCAGUAGACUCUAUCUUUCCCUUCCCGGUCUAAAUUCGAGAUAGAUCCCUCGUAGUCGAAGCUUCCGGUUAUGUUCGAGCUUCUGUCGCAGAUUAGAUUCGAUGCGGGACGAUAUAUUCUCUCUACGAUCGUCCCCGAUCUCCGGAUGCAAUGUACAAACUAUUGGUAACUGUAAAUAUUGAACAUAGAGCAGGGUGCCGUUAUAUGUGAUGUAACGAUUCAUUCCAUAACGUGAUCCUUAAGUGAUAUUAUAGUUAAACCGUAGGUGAUAGACGUGUGUCGUCUAAAAUAUGAAGCCGUUCGCAGCUGUUUGGAGAUUACGAGGUUAACAUCACUUGUAGCUAAUGUUAUUAUCUAUUUUUAAAUGUAACGAAACAUGUAGCGAAUAUACUUAGUGUGGUACCGGAUAGAGCAUAGGACUCUUGAUCUCCAUGUAGCGGCCGAGGCUCGUAGCUAGAGUAUAUGUGUAACUGAUGUUUGUUGACAUCUAGUCAGCGGGCGGGCGGCGCUCGCCGGGCGCCCACGUUUACAAUCUAAAUAAAAGAUUUCGUCUCUACAUUUA